Gasterosteus aculeatus aculeatus (three-spined stickleback) is the source of this 8773-nucleotide messenger RNA. The record is from RefSeq and is a predicted model, not a curated record. Lineage: Eukaryota; Metazoa; Chordata; Actinopteri; Perciformes; Gasterosteidae.
CAGACACCGGUGGGUAAAAAUGUCAGAAUGGGUUCCGGCCCGGAAGCCCUCGGAGGGACUCGUGAAAACGUUUUGGGGUUUUUUCUGCCACUUUGAGCGGGUUUUAUGUUGAAAGCUACGAUGCUUCAACCGUUGAGUUCUCUUCCUGCGAAGACAGGCGGCGUUGACAGCUACCAACUGCCACACACACACACACGUGCGCGCGCGCACACACACUCACACACACAGACACACGAGACAGAAAGUGUCCUCCGCCGGUGGACGUCUUCGCUUUGUUCCUCGGCUCGUUCCUCGGGUAUCAGACGCGGAGGAAAUCCCGUCAAGGUGCUCGAACUGAACUUUUUUCCUCCCGUGUGUCAGUAAGCGACGGCGUCCUUCAUCCUAGCAAGCUAACGGUCUCUCCCGCCCGGUAGUAACGGAGCUAGCGGAGAAAUGAGCCGACCGGGUCGGCGUUGCGUCUUUUUAAGACCGACGAGGUAACACGCGGCAACGACAACUGUCCCACUUGUCUUGGAUUGAUCUUCGUAGUCGACGUGAGUUGUGAACAGGAAACCCCGCGUUUCAUCCCGUGUUUAGUGCACAAUGAAGCACUGUGCAACAAAACAUGUCCGCAUACAGACAAUAAACAGUUGACAGAGAUCCAAAUAAGUUGAUAUUAAAGCUCUUAGUUUAGAAGCAGUGAUGCUAUAAAAUGGAAGCACAGGCCACUCAUUUCGUUUGUCAAACUGUAACCAUCAAAUAUUCAGUAUUGAUCAUGAAUAAUGUACUGCAUGAAAUCCCUGUGGCUCUGUGUGCCAUGGACCCGUUAGAAACCCUCUCCAGGACCCUUACAGGUCCCUGCACCUUAGUUUGGGAACCAUGGUCCCAGCUUUGUUUCUGUCACAUGAUUAUUAGAUCUCAGGACGUGCCCUCUGGCAGCAUGGAGGGAGGAUGUGUCUCUUCUGCUGACUCACCAGUAUCAUCGCCAUGUGCACUGCAGGUUAUUCGAGGAGACGUCUGACUUUGACGCGAAGCCGAGACCCGGCAGAAUGAAAUGAUUAUCUCUCUCUAGAGAUUGUUAAACCAAAAGUAAAUGAAACCGGUACAAUCUGAAAAUGUGACCAUGUUCAAUUGGCACUCUCAAGAUCGUGGUUCGGCACAUAAGGAAGCUCCGUCUUAUCUGCGUGAUCACGGUCUCUGCUUUCAUUUGUUUUCCUUGCCGCAGGUCAACGAGACUUUUUUUUUUUUCCCUCUUAGAAAAUACACGUGUAAGCACAAACGCUUGAGCGGGGUGAGCGUCUCCACCUACUUGCCGUGAAUUGCUUGGUCAUGCAGGAGACCAGGAAGGAAAAGAGGCUUUUUUUUGUGUCACGGCCUCGUGGGUCUCCAUGUUUGUUUUACCUUUCCCUUUGCAGAUAAACAGACACAGAGCUUUGCUAAACGCACCCGGCAUCCGUUGCUCUGCUGUCGCCUACAAAGUUGCAUUUGAACACUAUUCAGGACACGUUGGAACGUGCGCAGAGAGGCCCACCGUCCUCUCGCUUAAACUCCCCCAUGCCGCCUUUGUCGUCUUCGAAAAUACAACAUCAACUACAUGAGACGUAGUCCGGCAUCCUCGCUGUUGUCAUCCCUCCACAUGUCGGUUUCCCAAGAUUACAUUCUCGUGCCUUUUCUCGUUUUCAUGGUUGUGUUGUUUUCCACACAAACCUCAUCGCGUCACGUUGUUUCCCAGGAAAUUGAUAACGGCUAAUUUGUGUUUGACCUUUUGGAUGAUGUUUUUAGGCCUUUUUGUUUCGGGUCUGGGAGCCCGGAACGUAUUUUUCUCCCGUCUCACGAGAGUAAAUCGAGUUGCUGCAAAAGAACCGGGACAAAGCUCCACAAUUACCGUGUUUCUGUGAGAACGUGUCUUUAUCUUCUGUGCAGCCGAUGCAACCUGAGCAGCCCUGUGAGAAAGUAGCCUGGAGACGCGUUUCUAUGUGCACCCUGAACAGCAACAUAAGCACACUUAUAUUUGGGACUGGCCCGUCCUUUACGAGCAUCACCGUUUCUUCCUUUUCUCACACGGACAAUCACCCGACUCCAGAAUUCCCCGUGGCCCUUCAGAGCCGGUUCAGCAUCUGUCAGCUCAUCGCCUGGGUUUUACCGUUUACACUUUCAUUUAAAAAAAAAAAGCGUUAAGAGUUUUAAAAGAUCUAAUGAAUAUACAAAUAUUUUUGCGACUUUAUUAUCAUAAAAAAUAAAGCACAAAACGGGUAACUGUCACAGGAAUUGUACUUUCAUAUCUCAAGACUACACUGAUGUCCUUCUAUCUCUGAGAUUACUGAUUAACUUUUUAUUUUGUAUUAUUUCAUUAGUUUGUCUUUUUUUUUUAGAGGACAGACAAGUAGAAUCAUUAACAUCCAAGCCCCGAACAAAAUAGAAAACAUAAAUAAACCAAUUUGAUGUUAACUCCUGUCAUCAUUGUGCUUGAUAUUAUUGACUUUGACCUUUUGUUGACUUGUUGUUUUAGCUCUUCCACCCAUUCGCCCCCCCCCCCCCCCCUUCUUUAGUGUGACCGAUUUAUGUUCCAACUCACUAAUAUAGCGUAUUACCACCAGCUUAAGCCCUUUUCUAGACUGCAGGGAGAAAAAAAUGUUCCCUCGUGACAUUUGUUUCCAUUUCAGGGUGUCUAUUGUCGGCCCCCCAGUCCUAACCCUCCUCAAGGUAUACAAACACCCGAGUGAUGACGCCUUUUCUUUUCUAGCGUACUGGAUAAUGGACCUUUUUAUGUAAGCUGUCAGAAUUGAGUUGCCUCUUCAAUCCUUCUUCACCCCAAAGACAGGUGCUGUCUUCUGCGAAAUGCAGAUGGGCCCUCGUUGACUGGAGGGCAGCUGUUACCUCGCUCUGUGAAACCGGCCGUGUUCCAGCGACUGUGUGCACAUAACUUAGCACAGUCGUGCCGGAGUGCUGGACCACGCCGCGGUGAAGCCGGCGUGGCCGCUGAGCUGUGUGAAACCGAGCAGGGAGGUAGAGAGACGCCGAAUGGGGAGGUGGAUGGGUGGCAUCUAAACUGCCCGAGCUAUUUCGGGCUAAAAAAGAAACACUCGAAGGCAACAGAGGGCGCAGCCAUCAACCCGCACCGCCGGCAAAUCCCCAUAGAGGUCCACGGACGGGGCAGCUAUCGGUGUUGUACACGGCUACAUCGAGGUCACUCUUUGCAAUACAAAGACCGACUUUGCACAGGAGCCCCGGGUGGUGUUCUGGGUCCCCCUCCACAGCGGCGUUCACAGUUGCCCUACGAUGUCUGCGCUGGUGUCCCUGCUGUGAGCACACAAAGGUUAUGCUGCCCAAAAGCUGCCUGAGUCCCAGUGAGAAAGAGAAGGGCUAAAGCCGCACGGACCCGAACCAGCUCUCCAGAGGCCCUCCAGCAGCGACUCCCCUGUGGAGCCAUGAGCAGCCCCAGCACUCCCAGCCACGAGACGGAUGCCCGUGCAUCGGUUAAUCACAGUCCAGAGGCCCCUACUGCCUCAACACAACACGGGGCUCCGCACCCUGAAGAGGACGAUGAAGGGGACCUGAACAAAGCCUUGGGGGUCCAGCGCUUCCAGCAGAUCCUCAGCCCUGCUGCAGCCGUACCUGAUGAGCAGCACCACAACUACCACGAGGAGGACAUUGAAUACCACCGCCACUCCUCUCACCACAUCCACCGACCUCUGUCCAAACUGCCCUACGAGGGACGCAGGAAGAAGAGCAGCAAGAAAAAGAGAAAGGACAAGGAUCACGCCAGUGACAACCAUGUUCCCAGUGGCGGUCCCAUAGAGGAGGGAGAGGAUGAAGAGGAAGAGGAGGAUGAGGCAACAGAGACGACGCCAGUUCCAUCAGAGUCUGAGAGAGUGAAAGAUGUGGAGUUCUUUGUUUCAGAUGAAGACCAGGUGGCCGUACGGGGCAGAGAGAGCCCGCGUUUGUCCCGUAAGCUUCACGUCGUGCCACAGACUGCGGGGCGAGCGCAUCCUGAAGACUCAUCUUCCUCUGAUAACCCGCCCUCAUCCGACGCCGCCAGCCCCCCGCCCCAUUCAGGGCCACCUGAACUCAUACCACUGGCCCGGGUUUCCUCCACCAGCCGCGGCUACGACCUGCAAGAGCGCAGACGCACCGGCAACAUGACGGGAGCCGAGCAGGCCAAGUACCAGCGCGUCCCCACCGACGAGAGCGAGGCUCAGACGCUGGCCUCCGCCGACCUGGACGGCAUCAAGAGUCAUCGUUUUGAAGAUGUUCCCGGCGUGCGCAGGCACCUCGUCAGAAAGAGCACCAAGGGGCAGGUGGUGCACACGGGAAAGGACCACAAAGAGCCGAGCACUCGAAUCCGCAAGCAGGACCGGACUCCGCAUGAGGUGUUUGUGGAGCUGAAUGAGCUGACCAUAGACAAGAACCAGGAGAUGCAGUGGAAGGAGACCGCUCGAUGGAUCAAGUUUGAGGAAGACGUGGAGGAGGAGACCGACCGCUGGGGGAAACCUCACGUGGCCUCGCUGUCAUUCCGCAGUUUGCUGGAGCUCCGAAAGACCAUUUCACACGGUGCGGUGCUGCUGGAUCUGGACCAGACGACCCUGCCCAACAUCGCCAACCAGGUGGUGGAACAGAUGAUCAUAUCCGACCAGAUCAAAGCCGAGGACCGAUCCAACGUCCUGAGGGCCCUGCUGCUGAAACACAGUCACCCGAGUGACGAGAAGGAGCACAGUAGCCCGUUCCCCAGGAACAUCUCCGCGGCCAGCCUGGGCAGCCUGAUCACGCACCACCACAGUGCCAAUCACGGCCAUCACCCGGAGCCGUCAGUGACCGACCCGCUGAUGGGCGGCGUCCACGCCACGGGGGACACGGAGAUGCGCGUCGAUAUUGAGAAGAACGAGGCACAGAAGGAGAUGGUGUCCGGAAUGCAUCGCUCCAAAUCCAAACACGAGCUGAAGCUGCUGGAGAAGAUCCCUGAAAAUGCCGAGGCCACUGUUGUCCUUGUGGGAAGCGUGGACUUCCUGGAGCAGACCACCAUGGCGUUUGUGCGUCUGUUGGAGGCCGUGGAGCUCGAGUCUGUCCUGGAGGUCCCCGUACCGGUCAGGUUUCUCUUCGUUCUGCUGGGGCCCCCCAGCACCAACAUGGACUAUCACCAGAUAGGGCGCUCCAUCUCCACACUCAUGUCUGACAAGCAAUUCCACGAGGCGGCUUACAUGGCAGACGACAGGCAUGACCUGCUGAGCGCCAUCAACAGCUUCCUGGACUGCAGCAUCGUGCUGCCGCCCUCGGAGAUGGGAGGCGAUGAGCUGCUGCGCUCCGUCGCACGCUUCCAGAGGGAGAUGCUGGCCAAGAGGCAGGAGCAGGGGGUCAAGCUGGUCAAGGAGCCUAAAAGCAUGGAAGAAAAAGAGGCCCUCCUCACGCCCAUGAAGAAGUCGGACGACCCUCUAAAGCGCACCGGGCGCCCCUUCGGAGGGCUCGUGCGAGACGUGCGCCGCCGUUACCCAAAGUACCUCAGUGACUUCAAGGACGCCCUGGACAGCCAGUGCAUGGCUGCCGUCAUCUUCAUCUACUUCGCUGCGCUCUCUCCGGCCAUAACAUUCGGCGGCCUGCUGGGUGAGAAGACCGACGGGCUGAUCGGUGUCUCUGAGCUGAUCGUGUCGACGGCGGUGCAGGGUGUGAUCUUCUGCUUGCUCGGAGCGCAGCCGCUGCUCAUUGUGGGAUUCUCUGGACCCCUGCUGGUCUUUGAAGAAGCCUUCUUCAGCUUCUGCAAAGCCAACGACAUGGAGUACCUGACCGGCCGCGUCUGGAUCGGGUUUUGGCUCAUUGUCAUCGUGAUCGUCAUGGUGGCCUUCGAGGGGAGCUUCAUGGUCCGCUUCGUCUCCCGCUUCACGCAGGAGAUCUUCUCCUUCCUCAUCUCCCUCAUCUUCAUCUGCGAGACCUUCAUCAAGCUCGCCAGGAUUUUCAACGAGCACCCGCUGAGAAGUUGCUCCCUCGGCAACGGCACAGACGCCUCGCCGGCAAAUGUCACGCUCGCUCUGGGCAACAGCACCGUGCCGGCGGCGGUCCUGAACCAGCCCAACACCGCGCUGCUCUCCCUGGUCCUCAUGGCCGGAACCUUCUUCAUCGCCUUCUACCUGCGCAAGUUCAAGAACAGCGCCUUCUUCCCUGGAAGGUUGCGCAGGGUCAUCGGAGAUUUCGGCGUCCCGAUUGCCAUCCUCAUCAUGGUCCUGGUGGACUACAGCAUAAGCGACACUUACACACAGAAACUGAGCGUUCCUCACGGUUUCUCUGUGACGAGUCCCUCGAAGCGCGGCUGGAUCAUCAGUCCUCUGGGCACCGACGGACAGUUCCCCGUGUGGAUGAUGUUUGCCUGCUGUUUGCCCGCUCUGCUGGUUUUCAUCCUCAUCUUCAUGGAGACCCAGAUCACCACGCUCAUAGUGAGCAAGAAGGAGCGGAUGCUGGUGAAGGGCUCCGGGUUCCAUCUGGACCUGCUGCUGAUCGUGGCGCUGGGCGGCUGCUCGGCUCUGUUCGGCCUGCCGUGGAUGGCCGCCGCGACCGUCCGCUCGGUGACCCACGUCAACGCCCUCACAGUCAUGAGCAAGGCUGUCGCCCCUGGAGACAAGCCCCGCAUCCAGGAGGUGAAGGAGCAGAGGGUCACCGGGCUCCUGGUGGCCGUCAUGGUUGGUAUGUCCAUUGUGAUCGGUGACCUGCUGCGUCAGAUCCCCCUGGCGGUGCUGUUUGGCAUCUUCCUCUACAUGGGUGUGAUGUCCCUCAACGGUAUCCAGCUAACCGAGCGCAUGAUGCUGCUGCUCAUGCCUCCAAAGUACCACCCAGACCACACCUACGUACGCAAGGUCCGCACGCUGCGCAUGCAUCUGUUCACCUGCAUCCAGGUGGUGUGUUUGGCGUCUCUGUGGGCCGUCAUGUCCACGCAGGCCUCGCUCGCUUUCCCCUUCGUCCUCAUCCUCACCAUCCCCGUCAAGAUGUUCCUGCUGAGCCGCAUCUUCACCAGCAGGGAGAUAGCAUGCCUGGACGCAGACGACGCAGAGCCCAAGUUUGACGAGCGCGAGUGUCACGACGAGUACUCGGAGAUGCAAAUGCCCGUGUAACCCGUGGCGACCCCUCACAUCACCACCAAAAAAGAGGUUUCAACUCCUCCUCAGCACCACCGAGACACCAGGGGGUAACCUGGCGGCCGUCUGGUUAGUUGUUCGGUCGACUUGUUAACUUUUUUUUUUUUAAAUCUGGGGGCCUUUUGUGCCGGUUUAUCAGCGGAAUUAAAACGGUCGACACAUGAAAUGCUUUUAAGGAAAUCUAUAUAUAUAUUUCAGUGGACAAGAGAUUCCAAAUCACUUAAUGCGAUCUCGAGCUCGAAAAUUGAAUGUGAUUCCAUUCGAUAGAUUUGCAGUUGAGUUAUUAAUUUUUAGCCCUGAAAAGUUGCUCUGAUUCACAUUGAAGUGGAGGAAAUAUGGGAGUUAGCGUUCGUCUUUUAUAUUAACACACAAGUUUGGUUUUUGUCCAUGUUUUAAGCUCACCAAGCGCCUUUUAUGAAGUAACGUAAAAAGUUAUACUGAGGCGUUUUAUUCCUCCUCAUCGCUUUACCCUCCCCGCGCUCGUGGCACUUUUUAAGACCCCAAAUCUGAACAAUGGCUGUAUUUUUUUUAUGUGACAAUUGUAACAUCUUCGCAUCCUCUUUCAUUCCUUAUAUAUCAAUGUUGCUUUUGUUUGUUUCUCAUACGACCAUCUGUGACCAUCUUCUUUUUUUUUUCUUAUUUGGGAGAUUUAAUAAUAUGAAAACAUAGUUCUGAUCAUAACACGAGAUUAAUACAGCGGCAUAAUAUAUAUAUACAUGUAUUACUCUACAUGUCUCCAUGCACAUGUUUAGGGAACUAAUGUAUCGGUUUGUUUGUUUCACUCGGUGUGUCAACGGGAAUCGUAAUUUAUUGGUUUCUUUGUCCAAGUGCCAAAUGUUGUGUAAAUAGUUUUGUGAUCAGAACAAUAAGCUGCAGCUCAGCCAUCUCCCAUCCACUACUGUAACGACAAUUCUCUUUAAGGAGAAUUAACACCAUUCCUUGUUUUAUCAUAACUUUGCUAUAUUUCUUUUGGCAUCCACUAAUUUAAACAUUUCAUUCGCACUUGUAAACUCGGUCGACCAAAUUUACACACAAGCUGUAUAGACAAUCUCAAUACUGAAGCGUGACUGGGAAGGAAGGCUUUUAGAGAUAUACAUGUUUAUUCAUUUUGGUUUUGUUUUAUGUCACGUUGUAUCAGUGUGACAUGGAUUGGUUAAAGCUUUGACUGUGUCAAAUGACUGAAAUGUUCCGUCCUCUGUUACUCUCGAGUGUGUAUUUCACUUCUUUCCCUUCUGAACUGUCCCGUCUCAGCCUGUUUGGAGAGGCGCACAAAGUCUCAAGUGCCUCUGGGACCAGGAAGUGUUUGUUGAACCACACGCGUUACAAUAGUUUGCACUUUCCAAGACGCUCAAAAAUCAAACAUCUCUCCAUUAUUUAUCCUUUGCAAUAUGAGGCAUUAUUGCUGCCUCUGUAGGUUAUGUCUUGUUUUUGAUGUACACAUUUGGCUGCGUCCUAUCCGGGGACGUUGGAGUGAAGUGUGUGUUUUGUGUUUGCUUAGUGUGCCUGUGGAUGGAGUGAAGUCGGUCCGUGUGUGUCGAAAGUAUCUGUCAAAGCUGCGAAAUGCUCAAACAAUAUUUUGUCCUAUUUCAAACGCAAUAGACGGUCUGAAAGGCUGCUGAAGUUCCAUUGUACAUUAAAGGUUGAAAUAUUGAUGACAAAUAAAAGGUAUUUUAUAUUUG